AUGGCUUCUGAUACCACCGGCACUUUCAACUACUUCCUUGCUCCACCUGACGGCUCUCGGCCUUACACUAACAUCAACGCAGACAGUACCACGGGGAAGCACAUUCGCAACUGGAUCGAGGACCAGCAUGAUAUGCACAUUGAGAACGUGCGCGGAAAGGAGGAACUUUACAAACUUGACAAUGCUGGAUUUCAGUAUGGGCGAGAAGCGGCGAAGCAUACCACAAGUAGCAUUGUCAUCUUCGAUCACACCAUUCGUCGCCGUCGCCCAGGCGAGCCAGACGAUAGCCCACAGAAGCGUCAACCAGUCCCCCUGGUCCAUGUGGACCAAACGACUGCGUCCUCCAUUGCUCGUGUUCAUAGGCAUCUUCCUCCAACAGAAGCUCCUUCCCUGCUUCGCAGACGCUUCCAAGUCAUAAACAUUUGGCGCCCUAUAUCACAUGCAGCCGUAGAUUGGCCGCUUGCACUAUGUGACUUCCGGAGUGUCGAUGCCAAGAAUGACUUGCUGCCUGUCGCUCUUAUAUACCCUGACCGCGAGGGUGAGACAUAUGGAAUCACGUACAACCCAAACCACCAGUGGAAAUACAUGAAAGCAAUGACCCCAGAAGAGUUUGUUCUUAUCAAAUGCUUUGACUCGAUACAAGAUGGCAGUGUCGCGAGGCUCACCCCUCAUUCUGGCUUCCAAGACCCGAAUACUCCAGAGGGAACGCCGCUUCGGGAAUCCAUCGAGCUGAGAGCCCUGGUAUUCUAUGACUAGAACGCAUUUUGUGAAGUGGGGUUAAGAAAUUAACAAAGAAUUCAUACCGCAUUUUGUUGCUGUAUCUACAUGUGUAAUUGUACUUCGCCGAUUUUAUUUUCGGAUAUUUUGGAUAAUCCUCAUGGGCGUAUCGUGACCAGGCGCUGUCCAUGGAUUCACGACAAGUAGGUGCAUGUGGUAUGGAGAUCCUGGAGCAACGUCGAUAACCACAGCUCACGAACCAGCGGUCCGAUCGGCCCAUUCCGAGGCAGGCAGAGGGCGAAGCAGAAAGUGAAC
Messenger RNA from Suillus clintonianus, 1032 nucleotides. RefSeq lists its product as uncharacterized. Gene Ontology annotation, molecular function: oxidoreductase activity. The transcript is spliced from 4 exons. NCBI's taxonomy places the organism in Eukaryota, Fungi, Basidiomycota, Agaricomycetes, Boletales, Suillaceae. The coding region runs from base 1 to 756 and encodes 251 amino acids. The record is from RefSeq and is a predicted model, not a curated record.